Messenger RNA from Sporothrix brasiliensis 5110, 1362 nucleotides. RefSeq lists its product as uncharacterized. The coding region runs from base 1 to 1362 and encodes 453 amino acids. NCBI's taxonomy places the organism in Eukaryota, Fungi, Ascomycota, Sordariomycetes, Ophiostomatales, Ophiostomataceae. Gene Ontology annotation, biological process: protein dephosphorylation. The record is from RefSeq and is a predicted model, not a curated record. The transcript has 7 exons. Gene Ontology annotation, molecular function: cation binding; protein serine/threonine phosphatase activity.
AUGGGUCAAACACUAUCGGAGCCGAUCGUCGACAAGUCGUCCGACAAGGGCGAAGAUGACCGCCUCCUCUACGGCGUGUCGGCCAUGCAGGGCUGGCGCAUCAGCAUGGAAGACGCCCACACCACUGUUCUUGACCUACUCCAGAACUUCCCCCUCGCCGCCAAGUCCCACGCCUCGAAAAUCAGCUUCUUCGGUGUAUAUGAUGGCCAUGGAGGCGAUAAAGUAGCCCUGUUCGCUGGAGAGAACGUACACAAAAUCGUUGCCAAACAAGAGUCUUUUAAGAAAAGCAAUUACGAGCAAGCCCUCAAGGACGGCUUUUUGGCUACUGACCGUGCCAUCCUAAACGACCCUAGGUAUGAGGAGGAGGUAUCGGGCUGCACUGCCUGCGUCGGCCUCAUCACCGACGACAAAAUCUAUUGCGCCAAUGCCGGUGAUUCCAGAGCCGUUCUCGGUGUCAAGGGUCGUGCAAAGCCAUUGUCGUUCGACCACAAGCCACAGAAUGACGGUGAGAAGGCACGCAUCACGGCUGCCGGCGGUUUCGUCGACUUUGGUCGUGUCAACGGCAACCUUGCCCUGUCCCGUGCGAUUGGCGAUUUCGAAUUCAAGAAGAGCGCCGAGCUGUCUCCCGAGCUUCAGAUUGUCACUGCGUAUCCCGACGUGACUGUUCACGACCUUACGGACAACGAUGAGUUCCUCGUCAUUGCUUGCGACGGUAUUUGGGAUUGCCAGUCCUCGCAGGCUGUUGUCGAGUUCGUCAGACGCGGCAUUGCCGCAAAGCAGGACCUCGACAAGAUUUGCGAAAAUAUGAUGGACAACUGCCUUGCCUCCAACUCCGAGACCGGCGGCGUCGGCUGCGACAACAUGACCAUGUCCAUUAUCGGUAUCCUCCGUGGCAAGACAAAGGAGGAGUGGUACGAGGAGAUCGCCCGGCGGGUGGCUGAUGGCGAUGGUCCGUGUGCCCCGCCUGAGUAUGCUGAGUUUCGCGGCCCGGGCGUCCACCACAACUUCGACGACAGCGACAGCGGCUACGACAUUGAGACUGACCACCGGUCACAAUCGUUUGGCAUCGGCGGCAACCGGGGAAGAAUAAUUCUUCUGGGCGACGGUUCCGAGGUCCUGACUGACUCGGACGAUACGGAGAUGUUCGACCGCGAAGACAAAGACCUGGAUAGCCAGGUCUCCAAGGCGUCCGCCUCGUCGGACGAUGAGACGGACGAGACCAAGGCGAGCAACGUGAAGAGCGAGGGUGCCGCAGAUGGCGCCGCAGUCAAGGUGGAGGACAGUUCCAGUGGUGCCGAGACAACAGAAGCCUCAAAGCCAGCGGGUGCCGAGGCGCCUGCCGCUGAUGCAUCCGCCAAGUAG